Oppia nitens is the source of this 632-nucleotide messenger RNA. RefSeq names its product fatty acid-binding protein-like. Lineage: Eukaryota; Metazoa; Arthropoda; Arachnida; Sarcoptiformes; Oppiidae. Gene Ontology annotation, cellular component: cytosol; nucleus. Gene Ontology annotation, molecular function: fatty acid binding. Bases 82 to 486 code for a protein of 134 amino acids. The transcript has 4 exons. Gene Ontology annotation, biological process: fatty acid transport. The record is from RefSeq and is a predicted model, not a curated record.
UAAAUUAUUUUUAUAAUAGUUUUGAAAAUAAAAAAAAACACAAUUUUCUAUUAACAACUAACAAAUCAAUAAAUUUAGAUAAUGGCUGAAAAUUUUACCAGAUCAUAUACUUAUAAAUCAUCGGAAAAUGUCGAGGAAUUUCUCAAAGUACUCGGAGUUCCCGAUGACAAGAUAGCCCAGUGGUCCAAAGUUCAGCCAAACGGUGAGAUUAGCAAACAGGGAGACAAGUGGACCAUCAAAACAAUUAUGGCCGACAAAACACAUGAAAUUAACUUUGAAUUGGGCAAAGAGUUUGAUGAGACACAACCCGACGGCACCAAAGUUAAGACAACUAUAGUUAAAGGCGAAGAUAAACAACUAAUUCAAACGCAAACUGACGGCAAAAUUGAGGUCAAAAUUGUUCGCGACUUCAACGGUCCCGAAGUGGUCACUACGGCUACCGUCGGCUCAGUUAAGGCCAAAUGGGUUUAUACUAAAAACGCAUAAAUUUCUAACAAAUUUUUUUUUUUGAAAAAAUAACUAAUUAUACAAAAAAUUGUUAUUUAAUUUAUAUACAUAAAAAUCAAUAAAUUAUUAUUUUUUGAAAAUAAUAAAAAUUUUUUAAAAGUUAUAAAUUUAUUAUUCAAUUCUCA